Messenger RNA from Austrofundulus limnaeus, 5155 nucleotides. RefSeq names its product interphotoreceptor matrix proteoglycan 2a (gene impg2a). Gene Ontology annotation, biological process: visual perception. Gene Ontology annotation, molecular function: hyaluronic acid binding; heparin binding. NCBI's taxonomy places the organism in Eukaryota, Metazoa, Chordata, Actinopteri, Cyprinodontiformes, Rivulidae. The record is from RefSeq and is a predicted model, not a curated record.
UCCUUACAAGCCAUCUGCCUCUCUACCUGAGCCAGGAGCUCUACUCCCUGCUCUGUGACAUACACCUUUUCAUAGCUGCAGAGGGAGACAGAUUGUUUGUUUUCUCGUCAAUAUUUUUUGCAUCUGGAGAAUUUUAAGCUAUGCCAGCUUGUAAGCUGCUGUUGCAUCACAUGAGAGGAAACCCAUAUCUGCUUUCUGAAUCCUUGGAUUYAAGCAGGAUUUAACAUGAGCAACACAUCCUGGAGAAGCCUUUUCUGCUCUGCUCUCUUGAGUGCAGUCAUAUUCCUGGACAGGCAGACAGCUGCAACCCUGGAAGGCUCCUCUAUGGGAGACCCAGGUGGACCUUACUCUCAGGAGCCCGAGGCAUUCCCACACAUCAUUCGAGUGUCUGACGUGAAGGUGUCCAAUGAAAGCCACGCAGUCAUGGCUCGGCAGAAAAGGAACACCUUUUUUCAGAGUGGACUCCGACUUUGUGGACAAGAGACAGCUGAGCAAGUUGUUUCACAACAUCUGAGUUACUUUCACCUCAGAGUGUGCCAGGAGACCAUWUGGGAGGCUUUCAAGAUCUUCUGGGAUCGAGUCCCUGAGCAAAAAGAGUACCAAAGCUGGAUGAGCCAGUGCCAGGAUGGUGCAGUCACUGCACAGGAUAUCAGCAGAUACUUUAGUCAAUCAGAGGAGCACCAGGCUCUGGUUAAAUGGAGAAUGUCACAUGCAGGUCCUAACAGUGAGCCCACCAGGUCCUGGCAGCAUAUGUGCAGCACACCUACUUCAGCAAGUCCAGAAGUUUUUGAUGCUCCUAAGUUAGAAGUUACAGAAAAGGAGGAAGCAGCUCCUAUCAUACCAGAGGAGAGUCCAGUUGGAUGGCAUUGUGGUCGACUAUGCAGUGACAGUGGGGGUGGAUGGAGCAGGGGUGAGUUUGGAGCAGCUGAACUACCUGACCUUGCAGUCAAACCGGGUGGAAAACUCGUAUCGUGAGAUCCAGGCGCACCCCACCAUGGUCUAUAGCAUCAGUGAAGUGAAAAAUGUUUUCUCUGGUUCCACAGUGUCUCUGGUUUCGGAAUCUGUCAGCACUGCAGGCAAAGUCACGGGCAGUGUUGUUGAUGAACUCCCAGAGGUCAUGACCCUUGAUGAGCAUGGUGGGGAUGCCACUCUGUCCGGACCUUCAGAAACCAACACRGUGACAUCAGCAGAUAAUGAUGUUGUUGUUUUGGAGGAGAGUGCAGUCGUGUCUCCUGCAGUUGUGUUUAACAACGAUGGACCUGAAGCUGGCAGCAUUGAAGARGAAGGACUGUUGUUAGAAGAGGCUGUGGCAGCUCCAGAAACCAUCUCAUCUAAAGAACACCUACCUGAACCUCCCUCCAAUGAACUACCAAAGAGCCCCAUGCUGUCUGAACCACCAGUGGAAAGCGAGGCGUCUGGCUCAGGCCCAGMUCAUCUGGACAACCUAAAUGAACCUUCUACAAGCACUGCAGAAGAUGAAGAAGUGUCCCUCAACGGGAAUGAGGAUGAUAUAUCUGAAGGUGAAGAAGAGAGGGUUGCUGCUACGGAGGRAGAACCUACUGAUGCUUCUUUAAAAGAACAUAUCAAUGAAGCUGAAAUCUUAGAGGAGCUUGAGAUAUCCACGAUUUCAACUGAAACCACAGAAGAGAGAGACCCACCUGCGAUUUUACCACCUGCAGAAGCUGAAGUUCUGGGAAGUGAAUCAGCUUCAGCAGAAAUGACUCCACUGUUAGAUAGUGUURAUCUUGUGGUUGGAACAGCAGAGGACUUUGUUGUGGAAGUUAACCUCAACAAGCCUGAAGAAGAUGCAACUAUUAAUGUGUUGCUGACCCAUCCUGAGGAACCUGCAUUUGAAGAAACAGGCUUUGAGGAYGUGAUAGAGAGCACAGGGCAGGAGAUAAAGGAUGAGAAAUCAUCUGACACUGUGGUGGUCCAGGAAGAGGCGCCUCUUGCACCAGAGAUCCUAAUUGAAGAGCUUGUAGAGGAUGAGAUUUUACUGGUGAACAAAGAAGAUCCUGACCUAUCAGCAUCAGGUUCUCCAAGUUCUCCCCGACCAACCUUGUUGUCUGCAGAUGUGGAAUCACCUUUUACCAUUAUCUCGGACAUUAUCACAGAUACUAAAGGCCAACCUGAUACAGCCAUCACUUUAUUGUUGGAGAUACCAACCAUUCAUGAGGACUUUGGGGAUGCCACUCCAGAAGACCAGGAUUAUGGUGUGGUCUCGUUUGAUUAUGGGUUGAAGAACCACACAGAAGAAGGUAGCACUGGAUCUCCGUUUAGUGUGGUGGAUGACACAGACCAGGCCAGUAUUGCCAUGCCUGCAAGCCCCAGACGAGCUCUGAUGGUCUUCUUCAGUCUGAGAGUGACCAACAUGGUCUUUUCAGAAGAUCUUUUUAACAAGAGCUCCCCAGAGUAUAAAGCUUUGGAGCAACGCUUUCUGGAGCUGCUCGUGCCAUACCUCCAGUCUAACCUGAGCUACUUUGAGAACCUGGAGAUCCUGAACUUCAGGAAUGGGAGCAUUGUGAUCAACAGCCGGAUGAGGUUUGGGAAGCCUGUGGCACGUGGCGUCACCACCACUGUUUAUCUGAUUCUGGAGGACUUCUGCAACACUGCUUACCAGACCAUGAACUUAGCCAUUGAUAAAUAUUCGCUGGAUGUGGAAUCAGGUGACCAAGCAGACCCCUGUAAGUUCCAGGCGUGUAACGAGUACGCAGAGUGUAAAGUCAACAAGUGGUCAGGGGAGGCCGAGUGUGUUUGUAACGCAGGUUACUUCAGUGUGGAUGGCCUCCCCUGUCAGAGUAUCUGUGAGCUGCAGAUGGACUUUUGCCUCAAUGACGGCAAAUGUGACAUCAUCGCUGGCCAGGGAGCCAUCUGCAGGUGCCGUGUCGGGGAGAACUGGUGGUACAGAGGUGAACACUGUGAGGAGUACGUGUCAGAGCCACUGGUAGUUGGCAUCGCGAUCGCCUCUGUAGCCGGCUUCCUGUUGGUGGCAUCCGGAGUCCUCUUCUUCUUGGCCCGGACGUUACGGGACCAGUAUGACAAAGAUGAGACUGAGGAUCCUGUACGGCGAAUAGAAAGUCUCCCGUCUAUAGACAGGGCGACCAAAUACAACCCCAUGUAUGAAAGUGAAGCCACAACAGGCUACAGCCACUACUAUCGCCGUUACCCCGAGCCCCCCAUGUACAGCAGUGCCAGCGCUGAGGCCUCCACAGACUUCAGCAGUGAGGAGAUACGACACAUCUACGAGAACAGCGAGCUGACCAAAGAGGAAAUCCAAGACAGAAUUCGCAUCAUUGAGCUCUAUGCUAAGGAUCGCCAGUUUGCAGACUUUGUGAGACAACAUCAAGCUGUCAUGGACACCCGGCGAGAAAGCUCCUCUGUGCAGACAUGAAACUGUCAUGUGGACAAUAAGGAACAUCCUUCACUGAUUUAAAAAAGCUCCUCGUCAAGAAGUUUCUCUGUUCACAACACUCCUCCAAGCCUGAGUUGUGUUUGUUUGACCUUCCUGCAGCACUUUGAGAACCUGGACAGUAAUGCUGCAGCUGUCCUUGUCUGUCUGUGCCGAGGCGCUGACAGUUCAUCCACCUUCCUUUGUGCCUUUUCUCCACUGGCUGAGCUUCUCUUGACAUUCUGGUCCAUGUUUGCUGCUUACCUGCUGGACUUGAUUCUGUAGGACCACACUCUGUUACUUGAAGUAUUGUCAGACACAUGAAUAUAAAACCAUGAAGUAUUAUUGUUUAACGGUAUUAUUGUUUGCUUAUGUGGUAAAGGCCUUCUCGUGAAAGAGAAGAACAUAAACUAUGAAUUUAUAUUUAGUUAAACUGGUUAUCUUUUUUUGUCUUUCUGAUUCUUUUAGCUUUUAUCACACAGGGAUUUGGGAGCAGUUUGUUGGUGCUAUUUUAAUUGGAAAUGCUCCUUGAAAUGUAGAUGUGUUUCAUUUCAAAGCAGGAUUAGUUAAUUAACUUUACAGUGAAAUAAAACAGUUUGAGGGGAAUAUCCGAGAAGCUAAAUUGCAGUUUCAUAAUUGUUUCACUGAUGUGUGUCGGCCUGCUGUAUAUCUGAGGUGAAUCACAUUGAACACACAAAAACACACAGGUCUCCUGUCGAUGCUGAAAUGAAAGACUGAAUGUUUUACUGACUCUUUCCAUUAAAGUAUAGCAGCUAGCUGCAGUUUGGACUGUAACAGCAUGUCUUCAUAAAGUUCUGCUAGAUGUUGUGACAUGUUCAUUCUCAUGAUUAGUUAUAAUGGAGUUUGGCAUUUUCCUUUUUUUUCACAAGUUUAUUUGUGUUUAGUGUCUGCAUGGUAACAAGCUGUCAAGUUGUGUGUAGAUUUUAUCCAGGCAAAACUCAGGAGUCCAGAAAACCAAAAGUUUUAAUUACACAAAACAAAAUGCUGAAGGGGCAACAGAAAAACCCACUUUUAAAGACAGUGGGGACCUCAGAGGACCAACCAGACUGGCAACAGGAUGCACAGUGAACCGACAGAAUGUAUAGGUGACGAAACAAGUGGAGACGAACACAGAUCUUCACACAAGCACCAAGUAGUUUGCAAAUGUGACAAAGUCUACAUGGAUAAAAAUACAAUUAAACUGUUAGAGCAAAUAAGAAGUGAGAACUAGAGAAACGGCACAUACAGAUUUAGAUAUUAGUUCUUUCAACAAUCAAAAUUGAAUUAAUUAAUUAAUUAAUAAUAAUAAUUAUAAAUAAAUUUUUUAUAAGUAGGAAGGAAGAAACUGAUGUCUGUGGACACUGCUUUAUUAAUUGCUCCACAUUCACAUCACCCCUUUUCAAUACUUCAAAAGAAAUAUUUAAGAUUUUUUUUUAAGUGGGGUUCUUUGGAGAUGUUAUAAGCAGUCAGUAACUUACCUGCAGUGGAUUAAAUGUCUUUACUUUUUGGAAAAAAAUAAUAUAUAUGUUUAAGUAAGCAGCAUGAUGGCUCAGUUGGUAUAGCCUCUCAGCAAAAAGGUUGCUGAAUUGAAUCCGGGCCGGGGUUCUUUCUAAGUUUGUAUAUUCUUUCUGUGCAAGUGUGGGUGUUCUCUGGGUACUCUGGUUUCCUCUCAAAGACCAAAACCAUGAAUAUUUGGUUAAUUGGUAACUCUAAAUUGUCCCUAGGUGUGAGUGAGAGAGUGAAUGGUUGUUUGUCUCUAUGUGGACC